AAUCUUCAUACGGGCGAACUGGCUGCUGUAAAAAUAAUCAAGUUAGAGCCUGGAGACGACUUUUCAUUGAUACAACAGGAAAUCUAUAUGGUUAAAGAAUGCAAACAUUGCAACAUUGUCGCCUAUUUUGGGAGCUAUCUCAGCCGUGAAAAGCUGUGGAUAUGCAUGGAAUACUGCGGUGGGGGAUCCCUCCAAGAUAUUUACCAUGUAACAGGCCCUCUGUCAGAGUUACAAAUUGCGUAUGUAUGCAGAGAAACUUUACAGGGUCUUGCUUAUUUGCAUAUGAAGGGCAAAAUGCAUAGAGAUAUCAAGGGUGCAAAUAUUCUACUAACAGACCAUGGAGAUGUCAAAUUAGCUGACUUCGGUGUAGCUGCAAAAAUAACAGCCACCAUUGCGAAGAGGAAAUCAUUUAUUGGUACCCCUUACUGGAUGGCCCCAGAAGUCGCGGCGGUGGAAAAGAACGGUGGAUAUAACCAGCUCUGUGAUAUCUGGGCGGUUGGCAUAACGGCGAUUGAACUUGCAGAGCUUCAGCCACCCAUGUUUGAUCUUCACCCGAUGAGGGCUUUGUUUUUAAUGUCAAAAAGUAAUUUUCAACCACCGAAGCUAAAGGAAAAAGCAAAAUGGUCAUCAACAUUCCAUAAUUUUGUCAAAAUAGCACUUACAAAAAAUCCAAAGAAGAGGCCAACAGCAGACAGACUCCUUUCUCAUAGCUUUGUAGGACAGCCUGGUCUUUCAAGAUCUUUAGCGGUUGAGCUGUUGGACAAAGUUAAUAAUCCUGACAACCAUACACACUACAGUGAAGUUGAUGAUGAUGAUUUUGAGCCUCACUCUGUUAUCCGCCAUACAAUUCGUUCUACGAACAGGAACAUUAGGGCAGAAAGAACGGCAUCGGAGAUAAACUUUGAUAAGCUGCAGUUUGAGCCCCCUCUAAGGAAAGAAACAGAAGCUCGAGAUGAAAUGGUGGUGGCAGCUGGCACUGACUUUGCUUCACAUUGGAAUCCUUUUGUUGAUGGUGGAAGCAGCAAAUCAACACUAAAGCGAGCAGGGCCACCUCCGCUACCUCCCAAGCCGAGAAUAAACAGUUAUCCUGAGGAAAACCUCCCAGAUGAUGAGAAAUGUCAGACAAUAAAACAUUUCCCAGACUCACAGAACAGAGCCCCGCCAGCUCACAGGAGACAAAGUAUUCCUGUUUGUGGGCCUCAGACUGAUUCUUGCCCCGUUGGCAAUGGGGAUGGCAUGCUAAAACUCAUUGAAGAAAAUGCAGAAGGGUCUGGACAAAUCCCUCAGCUGCCACGUAAAAAAGAGAAAAGAGAUUUUCCUAAGCCGGCGAUCAAUGGUUUACCACCAACGCCGAAGGUGCUGAUGGGAGCGUGUUUUUCCAAAGUCUUUGAUGGUUGUCCUUUGAAGAUUAAUUGUGCAACAUCAUGGAUACAUCCAGAUACUAAAGAUCAGUACAUUAUCUUUGGCACGGAAGAAGGUAUCUAUACUUUGAAUUUGAAUGAACUUCACGAAGCAACAAUGGAACAGUUAUUUCCCCGAAAGUGCACCUGGCUGUAUGUUAUCAAUAACACCUUAAUGUCCUUGUCAGAAGGGAAAACGUUCCAGCUCUACUCCCAUAAUUUAAUAGCUUUGUUUGAACAAGCCAAAAAAACAGGAUUAGCUGCUCAUAUUCAAACCCAUAGGUUUCCUGACAAAAUAUUACCAAGGAAGUUUGCCUUAACGACAAAGAUCCCUGAUACAAAAGGAUGCCACAAAUGCUGUAUAGUACGAAAUCCGUACACAGGACAUAAGUACCUGUGUGGCGCGUUGCAGUCUGGAAUUGUUCUACUACAGUGGUAUGAGCCAAUGCAGAAAUUCAUGUUAAUAAAGCACUUUGAUUUUCCUUUGCCAAGCCCUUUGAAUGUGUUUGAAAUGCUAGUGAUACCAGAGCAGGAGUACCCGAUGGUCUGCGUAGCUAUCAGUAAGGGUACUGAACCAAAUCAGGUAGUUCAGUUUGAGACAAUCAACUUGAACUCUGCGUCUUCAUGGUUUACAGAGAUUGGUGCAGGCAAUCAGCAGUUAGAUGCCAUUCACGUAACACAGCUGGAAAGAGACACUGUCUUAGUCUGCUUGGACAAAUUUGUGAAAAUUGUGAAUUUACAAGGGAAAUUGAAGUCAAGCAAGAAAUUGGCCUCCGAGCUGAGCUUUGAUUUCGGCAUUGAGUCAGUGGUGUGCCUUCAGGACAGUGUGCUGGCCUUCUGGAAACAUGGCAUGCAGGGCAAAAGCUUUAAGUCGGAUGAAGUUACCCAAGAGAUAUCAGAUGAAACCAGGGUUUUCCGCUUACUGGGAUCAGACAGAGUGGUAGUGUUAGAAAGCAGGCCAACAGAAAAUCCGACUGCACACAGCAAUCUCUACAUCUUGGCUGGACAUGAAAAUAGUUACUAA
Balearica regulorum gibbericeps (East African grey crowned-crane) is the source of this 2424-nucleotide messenger RNA. The record is from RefSeq and is a predicted model, not a curated record. Lineage: Eukaryota; Metazoa; Chordata; Aves; Gruiformes; Gruidae.